GUCGCAAGCACGCCAUCACCCCCAGUCUCGUCUGCCUGAUACAACCAUCUUCAGGGCCGAAUCGCUCGUCUGCGCUCUCUGCCUACCGCUCACGCAACCCUAUGCAAACUCACCGGGUGGAAUAACAAUCAUCGUCGCUCGCUUCGAUCCUUCAUGUGCGACGGGACUCGCCACAGUCCUCAAGUUUGGCCAUACCUCGUUUUUAAAGCUAAGUCAACUCCGUGCUCAGGGCUCUCGCCGGUUCUUUUUCUCUACUUUAUGGGGGACUGCCUGAGUGAAAUGGCUGGAGCCGCCGCUUGUUCGGAUGCUUGGAUCUCUGACGUUACUCGUCAUGCCCGUCAAGUCCGAACAUACAGACGGUAUCUCUGGCUCGCUAAAUCGCAGUGAGCUCUUUAUGAUCGUUGCUUGUUCUCGCGCAUACACUCGGAGGGGAUAGGUGGGACCUUGAGAUGGCCGUCACAUGCUUUCAGCCCUAAUGACGAACUGUGAUUCAGCGUGGCUCAUUUCUCGAGUGGAAGCCGCAACAUGUCGCUCAGUUGUGCGGUAGCACCCACCCCAAGUCCGGCAACCUCCAAACGGGCUCGUCACCAGCCUCCAGCGGAUCUAUCGGAAAUCCUCUAGCGGCCGCUACCAGAUCGUGUUCCGCUGGGCGGAUGACACGUGGAGGAUCAAAUGUCCAAACUGUCCGGGGGGGGACUAUGUGAUGCUGUUUGUGUCGCAUUGGGCAAGAUUGCGGUCGAUCGGUGCUCGAGACGUAUGAGGCUAGGCCGAGCCAGACGGCGGCUGGCUUCAUGUUGCGUGCGAGGGACAGGGCGCAUUGGCGGCAUGUGAAGCAGAGUGUAGACAAAUUUGGGCUGAUGUCGUCAGCUCAGCAGCCCGCCUAUCACUUUUUUUUUCGGGUACAGAAGCUUUGUCCUGCAUCGCCGGACAGUAGUUGGCGCGGUUGAAAGCUGUGGUAUCGUAAGACUUGUUGUAAUCGUAGCCUCAAUUCGACAUAAACUAGUAAGCAACAA
Mycena citricolor is the source of this 1013-nucleotide messenger RNA. Lineage: Eukaryota; Fungi; Basidiomycota; Agaricomycetes; Agaricales; Mycenaceae. The record is from the annotation of a GenBank genome assembly.